GUAUAAUACUUCACUGCUGUUCUGAAUGUGGCAAAGAGUUUUCUGAAAUGAGUAAUCUUCAGAGCCACAGAAGAAUUCACACAGAAGAAAAGCCGUAUUGUUGCCCUGAAUGUGGAAAACAAUUCACUUGCAGUGAUACUCUUCAGACUUGUAUUACAACUCGCACAGGAGAGAAGCCAUAUUGCUGUUCUGAAUGUGACAAACAGUUUUCAAAGGGAAGCAGCCUUCAGAGCCACCAAAGAAUCCACACAGGUGAAAAGCCAUAUGACUGCUUUGAAUGUGGUAAACAGUUUUCAGAAAGAAGCCAACUUCAGGGCCACAAAAUAAUUCACACAGGUGGGAAGCCAUAUUACUGUUCUGAAUGUGGUAAACAAUUCCCACGACGUAAUACUCUUCUGAGGCACAUUAAAACUCACUCAGGAGAGAAGCCAUAUUGCUGUUCUAAAUGUGGCAAGCAAUUUUCAAGAAGAAAUAACCUUUCGAUUCAUGAAAGAAUUCACACUGGAGAGAAGCCAUAUUGCUGCCCUGAGUGUGAAAAACAAUUCUCUUACAGUAGUAAUCUUCAGUCACACAUUAAAAUUCACACAGGCGAGAAGCCGUACUGUUGUUCUGAAUGUG
Molecule: messenger RNA, 618 nt
Organism: Polypterus senegalus (gray bichir)
Lineage: Eukaryota; Metazoa; Chordata; Cladistia; Polypteriformes; Polypteridae
Product: gastrula zinc finger protein XlCGF49.1-like
Exons: 1
Cellular component (GO): nucleus
Source: RefSeq, a predicted model, not a curated record